GAUGUCCGGCCUAAGUUGGGUAUCGGACCGCAAGCGACGCUCCUUGAAGGAGGCGAGCGCCCCUGACCAACCUAUCCUGGAUGAAAUUGUGCGUGUCACCGAGCAGACCAUAGCCUGUGCGACAGUUGUUCCGGACAUGUCUGAGAGACUCAACCUGAAACUAGCAACGUCGGUAUUCCGAGAAGGUUGGGUUGCCAUUAAACCGAGACUUGACGGCGUUGACCGGGUGGAUGCCUAA
Dimorphilus gyrociliatus is the source of this 238-nucleotide messenger RNA. NCBI's taxonomy places the organism in Eukaryota, Metazoa, Annelida, Polychaeta, Dinophilidae. The record is from the annotation of a GenBank genome assembly.